GUGGUAGCGGUAGCUAUGUAGAGACUAGAGAGAGAAUGAGGUGAAGGAUUAUAUGGUGUCUCCUUUUCGGAUCGUCAACUUUGGAGAGAGAAUCAAAGCUUGGGAGCUGCCGGCAGGUUUUCUGCAAUUUCGGGCGAUUUUGGUCGCAAUCGAUCGGCGAAGACCGAGUUAAGAGAUUCUGUGAGCGCGUGGUUUCACGCUCUGUUAGCGGCGCCUGGGUGAGGUGGGUGGGCUGAAGAAUCUGUAUUCAAUGAUGAUGUCAGCAGCCUGUGACGUCAACCCUACACAAAGGCCUCAUUCUUCACUGCUCUCAAAGCCUCCUGCGCAUUUGUCUCACUUAUUAUUACUAGCUAUAUUGGCUUUUUUGAUCUUGGCACAGGGACAAGACUUAUAUGACUUUGACCAAAUUGACGACCCUACUGUUCUCCCACUCAUCUCACAGAUUGUGUAUGGCCGCAUCUCCAAUGCCACAGCAAUUCUCAGUCGGGAUCUUAGCAACCAUUCCAGCUUCUGUGUAAAAGACCCGGAAGCUGAUUGGAACCAGCUGGCAUUUAACUUUUCGUCCAAUCUGGAUUUCUUGGAAUCAUGCAUUCAAAAGACUAAAGGAGAUUUUGCACUGCGUUUGUGUACAUCAGCGGAGAUGAAAUUCUACUUCAAAAGUUUAUUUGAAAAAUCUGAGAGCGCAAAUUACGUGAAGCCUAAUGAAAAUUGUAAUUUUACCUCAUGGAUUUCGGGGUGUGAACCUGGAUGGGCUUGUAGCAUUGGCCAGAAUCAGCAUGUUGACCUUCAAAAUUCAGACGACAUUCUUGCUAGAACUCACAACUGCCAGCCUUGUUGUGACGGUUUCUUCUGUCCGCACGGUAUUACUUGCAUGAUACCUUGUCCGUCGGGUUCUUAUUGUCCCCUGGCAACCCUGGACAAAACAACUGGUGUUUGUGAACCAUACAAAUACCAACUACCUCCAGGGAAACCGAACCAUACUUGUGGAGGAGCAAACAUAUGGGCUGAUGUUGGUACUAGUAGUGAAGUAUUUUGUCCAGUUGGAUCAUACUGUCCAACAACUGUGAAAAAAAUUCCUUGCAGUAGUGGACACUACUGCAGGAUGGGUUCUACCUCUGAGAAACGCUGCUUUAAGCUGACUUCAUGUAAUCAAAGCACUCCAAGUCAAAAUAAUUAUGCAUACGGAAUAAUGCUUAUUGCAGCUCUGAGUACUCUUCUACUUAUUUUUUACAAUUUUUCCUACCAAGUUCUCACCACUAGGAACAGGACACUGGACAAAUCCCGGGAAGCGGCAGCAAAAAAUGCAAGGAAGGUAGCAAAUUCAUGGAAAUAUGCUGCAGAUGCUGCAAAGAAUUUUGCAAGCGGAUUGCCAGCUCAUUUAUCACCUAAGUUUUCUCGAAAAAAGGACGUCCCAGGUGCACCUCUGCAUCCAAGUGCAUUCUCUGCUUCUUUGUCCUCACCUGUGCCAUCUAAAGGAAAGCAAAAGGAAUCUGGUGAGCUCAUCCAGAUGAGUGAAACUGAAGACAAUCCAGAGAGUUUUGAACGGUUUAUCUUUGGAUCUGAGGAUAAAAUUGUAGGAAAUGUGUCAAGUGGAAAACUAACACAUACUCAUAGCCAGAUAUGCAAGUACACUUAUGCUCAACUUGAGAAAGAGAAGGCUCAGCAGCAAGACUAUGAGGACUUUACCUUACCAGGGGUCGUUGAAAUCGCCAAUAAUAUUGAGACUAGGAAAAGGCCUCUAAUCGAGAUUUCUUUUAAAGACCUUACACUUACUUUGAAAGCGCAAAACAAACAUCUAUUGAGAUGUGUAAGUGGUAAAAUAAAGCCUGGUUGCAUUACUGCAGUCAUGGGUCCGUCAGGUGCUGGAAAAACAACAUUUGUUUCUGCUCUAGCUGGAAAAGCAAUUGGAUGCAAGGUGACUGGUCUAAUUCUUAUAAAUGGAAAGAAUGAACCAAUCCAUUCGUAUAAAAGAAUCAUAGGUUUUGUGCCGCAAGAUGAUACUGUGCACGGAAACUUGACAGUGGAAGAGAAUUUGUGGUUCAGUGCAAAGUGCAGAUUGUCAGUGGACUUAUCAAAAGCAGAUGAAUUUCUAGUGACUGAAAGAGUUAUUGAGUCCUUGGGCCUAAAGACAGUACGCAAUUCCUUGGUUGGAACUGUAGAGAAGCGAGGAAUUUCUGGAGGAGAGAGGAAACGUGUGAAUGUUGGCAUGGAAAUGGUUAUGGAACCUUCACUUUUGAUUUUGGAUGAACCCACAUCAGGGUUGGACAGUGCCUCUUCUCAGCUACUUCUUGGAGCACUUAGAUGGGAAGCUUUUGAAGGGGUAAACAUUUGCAUGGUGGUUCACCAACCUAGUAAUGCAUUAUUCAAGAAGUUUGACGAUCUGGUACUCCUGGCAAAAGGGGGCCUUACUGUCUAUCAUGGAUCAGCAGAGAAAGUUGAAGAAUACUUGGCAGGCCUUGGGGUCAAUGUCCCAGACCGGAUCAAUCCUCCGGACUACUUUAUUGACAUUUUGGAGGGAAUAGUAACAACAGAACGCAGCUCAAGUGUAUACUAUAAAGAGCUUCCUAUCAGAUGGAUGCUUCAUAAGGGGUACUCAGUACCCCCUGAUAUGUGGCACAGUACUGCUGGACUUGCAUCGUCCUCAACUGGUGGAAAUUCAAUUGAUGAAACAAAUAUUGCUGCUGCUGAAAUGGAGGAACCAUCUGUUUCAGCAAGUCUAUGGAAAUACAUAAAAACUAAUGUGAUAUUGCAUUGUGAUUCAAUACGGCUCAAUUUCUUGAAAUCCAAGGAUUUAUCAAACCGGAGAACUCCAGGAGUUCUUCAGCAAUACAAAUACUUCCUCUGCAGAGUUGGUAAGCAGAGACUUCGAGAAGCUCGAAUACAAGUAGUGGAUUAUUUAAUUUUACUACUCGCUGGAGCCUGCUUAGGAUCACUUGCUAAAGUGAGCGACCAUAAUUUUGGAGCACUUGGUUACACAUAUACCAUUAUUGCAGUUUCUCUACUGUGUAAAAUUGCGGCUUUGAGAUCAUUUUCUCUGGAUAGAUUACACUAUUGGAGAGAAGCUGCAUCUGGAAUGAGCAGCUUGGCUUAUUUUCUCGCUAAGGAUACAGUCGAUCAUUUUAAUACAGUGAUCAAACCUUUGGUGUAUCUGUCCAUGUUCUACUUUUUCACCGACCCAAGAUCUAGCUUAGCGGAUAAUUACAUUGUUCUACUCUGCCUUGUGUACUGCGUAACUGGUAUAGCCUAUGCACUAGCAAUCUUCUUUGACCAAGGUGCAGCCCAACUGUUGUCAGUCCUUCUUCCUGUUGUUUUGACUCUUACAGCAACACAGCCUCAGGAUAGUGAAAUUCUAAAGAUUUUGGCCAAUUUAUGCUAUCCUAAGUGGGCUUUGGAGGCAUUUGUGAUUGCAAAUGCUGAAAGCUACUCAGGGGUAUGGCUAAUAACUCGUUGCGGGACGCUUUUGAAAAGUGGCUAUGAUCUUCAUGAUUGGAAUCUUUGUAUAACUGUCUUGAUCAUCACUGGUUUAGUUAGUCGUGCGAUUGCAUUCUUUUGUAUGCUGAUCUUUCAGAAGUGAGAUCUCCAAGAUCAGCAAUCAGCAGAAGACUUCUUUUGAAGAAGUUCUUAAAAUGUUCAUAUUGCCCUCAAGUAGUAAAAUGGUUGCAUUUUGAAAUAAAAA
Molecule: messenger RNA, 3676 nt
Organism: Rosa rugosa (rugosa rose)
Lineage: Eukaryota; Viridiplantae; Streptophyta; Magnoliopsida; Rosales; Rosaceae
Product: ABC transporter G family member 24-like
Exons: 15
Coding region: 251-3574 (1107 amino acids)
Molecular function (GO): ATP hydrolysis activity; ABC-type transporter activity; ATP binding
Source: RefSeq, a predicted model, not a curated record